Molecule: messenger RNA, 597 nt
Organism: Macroventuria anomochaeta
Lineage: Eukaryota; Fungi; Ascomycota; Dothideomycetes; Pleosporales; Didymellaceae
Exons: 5
Coding region: 1-597 (198 amino acids)
Source: RefSeq, a predicted model, not a curated record
AUGGACCAGGUCUUCCACGUCUCAGACACGUCCCAUCUCAUCGAGGAAGUUCAAUUCAGGGCGUGCGAGGGCGAAUUCUCUCAGCUUAUGACCGAGUUCUGGCUGGACGCUCAUGACAAUGACAACAAGAUCAGCAGGGAUCUAUACAAGGAGGCCCACGUGAAAGCCAAAGGUGGGCAUCCUGUAUUCCUCAAAUCAGAACCAGGGACAACAACUGCCAUGCAUUGUGCCACUAUCGCUUACUGGCAGACGAAGACACGUCUAGUGUUGCCCACUGUCAAGCGACCAUGGCCAUCCUGCCAGGUGCCUUCAUGGGAUUUCCGGCACAUCUAUACCUACGUGGCAUGGACACAUGUCGGGCUGCAAGGGGUCUACGACAGCCUCGGUCCAUUGGCGGAGGAGGUCUUCUAUCUUGCAUCCAAAUCAAGCCAACGGCCUGUCCGUGGUGUAAAAGCAGUCCUGAUGCCCGAGACUUUGAGACUGCUACGGCACUUCUCGCUUUCAGGCCGGAGGCAAUUAGCAUCAUCAAGGCUAUUUCUGACAGUUCUCGCAUCCAGAACGACAAUCGAAGAUGUAAAGAAGGCAAAAGAUCUCUAA